AUGGGCUAUGAGGGUAUGCCGAAAAUUCUGCUCGACAAAGCCCAGGAAGCUGGUCUCGGCUCCGGCGGCUACCCUACUCCAUUGAUCGCAGCAAUCCGAAGCGGGCACUGGACGCAGUCGGCCUCCUACAGAAUACCAGAGUCUAUUCCAACGCAAUAGACAUGUCACUUUACUGGACACUCCACCACAUGGAACUAAUGCACAGGGCGGUGGGGGUGGGCCGCAAGGGAAGAAACUUCGGAGGCAUAGGGAUCCGAGUGCCAACAUGUAUGGUGCUGUGAGCAGAAAGCGGCUACAGACCACUCCUACCCUAGAGCAGUUGGAGAAUAUAGCCGGAAUCCUGCUAAAGAUGCCCGCGUGA
Molecule: messenger RNA, 361 nt
Organism: Tuber aestivum (summer truffle)
Lineage: Eukaryota; Fungi; Ascomycota; Pezizomycetes; Pezizales; Tuberaceae
Source: the annotation of a GenBank genome assembly